GUUGAGGACCAUCCCUGCGAUUCAGCGUGCGCUGCUUCUUAGAUGGAGGAUUUUGGUAACAGGCCGUGGCAAGCCUCCAAGGCCCUGUCUCUUUCCGUCUCAGGAACUCCAACAUGACCAGGAAGAUCUUCACAAACACCAGGGAGCGGUGGAGGCAGCAGAACGUCAACAGUGCCUUUGCCAAGCUGAGGAAGCUCAUCCCCACUCACCCUCCUGACAAGAAGCUGAGCAAAAACGAAACGCUUCGCCUGGCGAUGAGGUACAUCAACUUCCUGGUGAAGAUCUUGGGGGAGCAAAGCCUGCAGCAAACGGGAGUGGCUACUCCGGGAAACAUUCUGGGCCUCUUCCCCCAAGGACCCCACCUGGCGGACAGGACUCUCCUUGGUGACUACCAGGUUCCGUCACCUGGCCCAAGCCGCCACAUUCCAUAGUGGGACUCUGGCUGUCGUCACCCCAGGCAGCACUGGUUCAGAAGUCACUUGCUGUUGACAGCCUUUUGCAUGUUCCAGAGUCAGCUUGAUGAAUAAUUUGUGAGGCAUGAAUUUAAGCUUCACAGGAGGUGGUUCAGGGUCGGCUGCAGGAUGCUGAAAGGAGGCCACGAGGAACGUGGCUUGGGAGUGUGACACCCCCCAACCCCCCAGGGCUUUAGGCAGAGCAGCCUGUCUUUGUCUAUUUUAUAAAUCCAGGUUCUGCGUAAGGUGUUGAGAAAAAAAAAAAAAGACCUUUAGGUUAAAAACAGGUUUGAAAAUCACUAUUUUACUCUAUAUGUUUUCAGUUAUAAGAAAGGAAUUUUCUCAAAAUGGAUCUUGGAUGAGUAGAAAAUGCUUCCCUCUGAACAUAUUUUAAAGUUUGUUUUGAAAAAUAAGGUAUAUUUGAUUGCGGGUGAACAACAUAAGACAAAUGAAAAGAUUGCCCUUGCGGAAACCAACCUGGAGACUUGGGGGAAAAUCUGUGAAGAAAAGGCACUCCUGACACGUGAGGACCACAGGAAGGCAGCAGAUACCUGUGGAAGAGCUCUGCAUCCUUUAUCUCUAUGGAAAUGUGAGGUGUCACAUCAGGCCAUGUAUGUAUAUGUUAUGUCUAAAGCCAAAUGGUGGAUUAUACCUAUGAGAGAAAAGGACUUGAUAAUUUAUGAGAGUUCAUAGUUUUCUUAUGAAAAACAGUUGGCUAAAAUAGAUUUUCUAACCCCUUAGUUUCACUUGUCAGGUAUUGAAACUUUUAAUUUAGCCUGAGUUCCUGCUGACUUAAGAAAUGUAAAAUGCAAAUAUAAUGAUGAAAAUCUAAAUAUUACCAUUUAACAGCUUAUUUAACAGAGAGCUUAACAAAAGAUUUAACGUAGACGAUAGGAACGUUGAUACCAGACUGUAAUGAAUUAAUGAACGUGUGAGUUGCCCCUCCCCCCCACCAUGUAGCAAUCUUACGCUGGGAGGAGUGGUACCCACAAGUGAGUGAAACAGCGUGGAUCUGGCAGACCUCACUACCAUGUGCCUCCCUGAUGAUGCUUGGAUUCAAAAAUGAAUCCCAUACGUGAGCCCAGAAUACAAAUAAUGUCCUUUGAUUGUCUCUGGGACAUUUUAUUUCCCCAAAGUUCUUGAUGGUACAUUGGUUUUAAAACCUUCUGAACUACCGGUAGGAAAUGGAUGGGUUUGAGAUUAUGUACACACAAUAGAGGAAUUUAAAUUUUCUGCCACUCUAGAAAGAAGGCAUUUGAUUUAUGAAAGGCUGAAAUGAGCCUCUUUGGUUUGCAAUCAGAAGAAAUCUGGAUGAGGCCCCCUCAAGAUCUUGUUCUCCCAAAAUAGCAAGGUCAUAAUGUCAUUAAACUCUACACAGCAUUCACACUUUAGCACAAUUCAUUUAUCAGAAACAAUGCAUUUUCCAUGUAGGUCCUUUCUUUAAACUGCAUCCAAUAAAUGUCCCCACAGACCCAGAAUAGUCCAGGGAAACACAUAAACACAGAGACCAGGGGAUUUCCCCCAAAUUUGCAUUUCUCUCUCAUGAGCUUAUGUGGACUUAAAUUUGUCCCCAAACUACCA
Molecule: messenger RNA, 2033 nt
Organism: Hippopotamus amphibius kiboko
Lineage: Eukaryota; Metazoa; Chordata; Mammalia; Artiodactyla; Hippopotamidae
Gene: TAL2
Product: TAL bHLH transcription factor 2
Exons: 2
Coding region: 114-431 (105 amino acids)
Biological process (GO): regulation of transcription by RNA polymerase II
Molecular function (GO): protein dimerization activity; DNA-binding transcription factor activity, RNA polymerase II-specific; RNA polymerase II cis-regulatory region sequence-specific DNA binding
Source: RefSeq, a predicted model, not a curated record